Molecule: messenger RNA, 2735 nt
Organism: Rhopilema esculentum
Lineage: Eukaryota; Metazoa; Cnidaria; Scyphozoa; Rhizostomeae; Rhizostomatidae
Product: scaffold protein ILK
Biological process (GO): integrin-mediated signaling pathway; protein phosphorylation; cell-matrix adhesion
Cellular component (GO): stress fiber; focal adhesion
Molecular function (GO): ATP binding; protein binding; protein serine/threonine kinase activity
Source: RefSeq, a predicted model, not a curated record
AGUGGGAGAUGGCCCGUGGAACGGAAAUAAGCUGAGGACCAACCCAAAAUAAAUAUGCGAUUCUUAUCGAGAUUAGGUAUCACGGUUCGCGGGGUUUAAAUUGGAUUCAUACCUCUGAAUGACUUCAAAAUGGAGGACAUUUACUCUGCUGCUAGAGACGGCAACGUGAGAUUUGUUCGGCAGUGGCUCGACAAUGUUGAAAAUGAUUUAAAUCAGGGAGAUGACCAUGGCUUCACACCACUUCACUGGGCCUGUAGAGAGGGUCAGAUGGUCAUAUUUGAAAUGCUUGUUGCAAGAGGAGGGAGAUUAAAUGCAAAAAAUCAUGGUGGGGAUACACCUUUACACCUUGCAUCAGCACAUGGAAGAAGAGACAUUGUACAAAAGUUAUUACAACACAAGGCAACAGUAAACAUUAUGAAUGAGCAUGGAAACACACCACUACAUUAUGCUUGUUUUUGGAAUUAUGAAGCCAUUGCCUUGGAACUGGUUGGUAGAGGGGCUUAUGUUUCUCAGUGCAAUAAGUAUGAUGAAACACCCAUGGAAAGAAGUAAAGCGCAGCUAGGAAACAUAAUAAAAGAGAAAGCAAAAUCAGUAGGGCAAGAUCUUGCAAGAAUUCCAUUUCAAGAACAAGAGGAAGGAAACUUCAAAGCAAGUUUGGAAUUUUUGACGCUUAAAUCGAAAAAUGCAGGAAUUGACUUAGAAGAAAUCCAUCUUGUCGAAAAAAUCAGCGAAACACUACUUGGAGAGCUUCACAAAGGAGUUUGGAACAACAUACCAAUCGUUGCUAAAAAACUGAAGAUUCGAGGUUUACAGAAAAGGCUCAAUCUUCAUUUCUGCGAAGAAUAUCCUAGGUUGAGGAUAUUUUCCCACCCGAACGUUUUACCAGUCGUCGGUGCAGUCACCAAAUCACCGAAUCUUAUGACGAUUUCCCAAUACAUGCCAUAUGGCUCACUGUUCGAUAUUCUUCAUGAAGGAACUGGUAUCGUCGUCGAUCACUUGCAGUCAGUUAAAUUCGCCAUCGACAUCGCAAAAGGCAUGGUUUACUUGCACAGUAUGGACCCUCUAAUUCCACGGCUAUAUUUAACAAGCUAUCAUGUCAUGAUGGACGACGACUUGACAGCGAGGAUAUGCAUGGCUGAUGCUCGUUUUUCCUUUCAAGACAGCACCAAAAUCCAGAAACCAAAUUGGAUGGCACCUGAAAUAUUGAAUAACGCCCCAGAAACAUGUGAUCAAAGAGCUGCGGACAUGUGGAGCUUUGCGAUUAUUUUGUGGGAGCUCGCCACUCGCGAGGUCCCCUUUACAGAAUUAUCUCCUAUGGAGAUGGGAAUGAAGAUCGCAUUGGAAGGACUUAGGCCACCUCUCAUACCAGGAAUGUCAAAUCACCUCACGAAACUGAUAAAUAUUGCUUGGAACCCAGACCCUGCUAAACGACCUCGUUUUGACCAACUGCUUCCGAUCCUUCAAAAGAUGCAAACAUGAAGUAUCGCCAGGCGAACCUCUCGCUUCGCUUCCAACACAGUAGAGGGUUUUUCAAAGGAACCAUGCUGUUUACGAUAUCGCUCUUUUUAUCAUAUAUAUUACUUGUAUAAAGUAUUAAAUUUAAACCUAAAUAUUUUGACACCUAUCAUCCCUAUAGUUUAUUUAAAUGAUAUGCAUGUGUAGAAUUGGUAUUUGUAAUAAUUUUGUAUUACAUAAAUAGAUUAGUUACUUUGAACCAAAAUUUCCUCAUACGCUGAACUCAUUCAGAAAGAGAUUUCUCUUGUGAACAUUGAUUUUGUGGAGCAAGAUUUGAAUCGUAAUUUUUACUCUCAAGAGUUAGAACUGGGUAUUUUUUGGCUUGAAAUUUCCAGGAUAAGGCAUUUUCUAAUCUUUUUCUGGGCCUUUUCGAAGAGCUUUUCAGACUAAAAUAAAGCCAAAAAGGUAAUUAUUUAGCUUAUUGAAAAUAAAAUUUAUGGAAAUGAAAGGAGGUAGUCAGCUUUUGUAGCAAGGAAGGAGUUAUGCCUCCAAGAAGCAAUUAAUUCUGGUGGUUUGGUUUGCGGGUAGCUUAUGAACUCAAAAAAUAUGUCAAAUAUUCCUACCCGAGGAGUACUACCAAAAGAUUCUUUGAACAAGAGGAAAGUCUUUUUAGUUGUUUGCUGAGAUUCAUCGCAAAAUUUUUGAUUAACGUUUGCUCCUGGAUCAUUGAAUUCGGGAGAAUGCCUGAGGUACUGGAGGAAGUGAAUUAUGCCCGAGUCACUCAUUGAGUUGAAUGACUUUCCCUCAUCAUUUGUGAAAAUGGAUUGUAGUACUUCAUGUUUAGCAUCAUCAUUUCUAAUCUUAAUGUGGGGUAUGCUAUUCAGUUUAAUCAUUCUAUUAAAACAACUGAUUAUGAAUGUUCAACACGAUUUUAUUUUAGCUAUAUUGCUACAAUUGUGUUUUUUUUAAAUCAAAAGUAGCCUUAGAUCUCCCUCGAUGUAGCAAAACAUUUCAAUUUAUAUUGAGUUUUAGUAAUUUUAUGACUGCAUGCUGAUAAAGCAGCGGGAAUCCCAAAGAAUCUUGCUGGAAAUGAACCAGUACAUUAACGCCAGAGUUGUGUUUCACAAAUUUGCAGUUUAUUUAACAACAAUACUGGCAUCUGAAUUUUUGUUCCAUUUACCUUCGUUUUUUUGUUUUAAUAAGCCAGUUACUCCGUACCUGUUUACAAUUUUUAUUCUUAAUUUUUAUAAUUUGCUACAAAAAUGGUUUGUGCCUAGCAA